ACCGGAGGACCUGCCGAUGGAAGAGGUGGUGCCAACUGCGGAGGAUGAACCGGCAGAAGAGGGCCCGGUGGAGCCGGCGCAGGCACCGGAAGAGGAGGCGCCGACAGACGAGAUGCCAGAGGCGGCACAAGAGACGCCGGCAGAGGAAGCGACGGCAGCGGAGGCACCGGCAGAGGAGGGGCCAACAGAGGAAACGUCGGAAGCAGAGGUGCCACCGGGGGCCGAGGGCGAGGCAGCGGCAGAGGAGGAAUCACCGGGGGAGGCCACGGCAACAGACGAGGCACCGGCGGAGGAGACGCCAGCUGGUGAGGCAGCGGCGGAGGAAGAGGCAGAGGGGGAAAUGCCGGGAGAGGAGGUGCCUGGCAGAAGGGCCGGUGGAGGAGACUCCAGUGGGAGAUGAGGCAACGGCGGAGGAAACACCGGCAGAUGAGUUGCCGGCAGAGGAGACGCCGGCACCAGGAGAGGAACCAGCGGCAGAGGAAGGGCCAACACAGGAGGAACCAGCAGGAGAGGUGUCAACAGAGGAGGUGGCAGCGGCAGAGGUGGACCAACCGCCGGUGCCCGCAGAGGAAGGGCUGGCACAGGAGGAAACACCAGAAGCGACGGUAGAGGCGGCUCCGGUAGAAGAGGAGCCGACGCCAGAGGAAAUACCUUCAGUGGGAGCGCCGGCGGAGGAAGCGAGGCCGCAAGAGGCGGCGGAGGGCGAUGCGCCCCCGAUGCCGCCCGCAGCCAGUGCCACCACGGCGGACGAGGACAUCGCCAAGGUGUCCGAGGCCCUGCGGCAGAUUUAUGCCACCCUGGCGGAGAUGGUGACGGGCCCCAUCGACUUCACCCAAUUCAAGGCCAUCCUGGCGUCCCUGCGGUACGAGGUGGCGGAGAGCGAACUGCAGCUGUCGUUCGCCAGCCUGGACCUGGACAAGGAUGGGGUGGUGGGCGCCGAGGACUUUGUGGGCACCAUGACCAACGAGCGGCUCUUUGCCCGCUUUAUCAUGGCGUUGCCAGACACCUGCGCCGACAACGCCCACCAGAAGGGGUUCCUGGACGACCGUAUCUUCUUCGAGAUUCUGACGGUGCUGCUGAGGGCCCAGACCCUCUCCGAGGCCACCAUGAUCACCCUGGUGGAGUACUACUACCGCAAGAAGAAAGGGGCCAGGCUGAAGUCCACGAAGGUGGAGAGUGAAGCUUUGAAGGACCGCACCUUCAUGGGCGUCUCGGUCUACAGCCUCAUCCAGUACCUAGACGUCUUGGAGCCCGAUGAUGACUACAAGGAGAAUGCGUUGACUCCAGUCCAAGAGGAAGCCUUCAACGAGGUCUUCCAGCUCUUCCAGAAGGCUGGCGAAGAUGGCAAUGCCAUCAUCGAACCGGCGGGCAUCUUGGAGAUGAUGCGCCGCAUGUCCAUGCAGGUGAGGAACCCGUUCAUCCCAGAUGAGGAGAAGCUGCUGACGGUGAACCGGGGCAAGGGGGUGACGCUGGGGGACUUCCUGAGGAUCCUGAGCAACACUAGCACCUUCGCCAGCUUCCUCAAGCCCAUCGCCUCGCCGGCCUGCGGGCUCCCCCUGCCCCCCGAGCUGAUGGCCUUCGGCCUGCUGCUCGACAACCUGGAGGCGGUGGCCGUCCAGCCCGAGACCCGCCAGGCCCUGGUGGACUUUUACCGCGGCAGGUUUGGCAAGGUGAAGGGCAAGCUGCCGUCCCACGCCCGCGUCCCACAGCAGCAGCCCGCCAGCCUGACCAAAAAGGGCGCCAAACAGCAGAAAAUGGCCGCCAGGGGAGCGGGCGGCGAGGGGGUCAGGAGGGCGAAGGCUGGGGAGGGGGGCCCGGUCAGAACCCGGCCCAGGACGGUGGAGGAGAGCCGGGGGGGCAGGCAGCAGCCUCCUCCCCUCCCCGGAGCGGACGGCCGCAGGCAGUCGUCCAGGAGGGGCACGCCUCAGGUGCGGGGGAGGGCGGCGGCCACCAGAGAGAAGAUGCCGGUCACGGCGGACGGAGGAACGGCCAACCGCCAGAGCAUCCUGCAGAAUGUCCGUACCUAUCGGCAGCAGUGCGCCAGCUGGGUGGUGCAGCCCGACUCCCAGGCCCCGAGGCCCCUGAGGAAGAAGGCCAAGUGAGCGGCCAUUCCGGCGACCUCGCUCCGUCCUGUCCGCCCGCCGCUGCCGUCCUCCCUGCUUAAUAAAACGCCUGCUG
This is a messenger RNA of Leucoraja erinaceus (little skate), 2178 nucleotides long. RefSeq lists its product as uncharacterized. NCBI's taxonomy places the organism in Eukaryota, Metazoa, Chordata, Chondrichthyes, Rajiformes, Rajidae. The transcript has a single exon. Gene Ontology annotation, molecular function: calcium ion binding. The coding region runs from base 45 to 2102 and encodes 685 amino acids. The record is from RefSeq and is a predicted model, not a curated record.